GCCGCCACCCCCUACCUCAGCCCGGCAGUGCCAUCCAAAAUCUAGCUAGCUCAAGAGCUAUCCAGCUCAAGAUCGAGGCUCGGCCACAGGCAGCCAUGUGCUGCAGCGAGUGCGGCUGCUACGACGCAUUCUGCGACCGCUGCUGCCCCUGCGUCUCCUCCGGCGCGCGCGACACCAUCCUCUGCUGCGCGUGCUGCCUCGCCGUCCUCGCCGGCGUCGUCCUCCUCCUCGUCCUCCUCUUGGCCUACUGCUUCAUCCGCCACGCCGAGGUCGCCGUCGUCGACGCCUCCCUCACGCGGCUCGCGCUGGCCACGUCCCCGGCCACCGCCUUCGCCUACAACCUCUCGCUCACGCUCACCGUCCGGAACAGGAACUGGGCCAUGAGCGUCAGGAACACCCAGCCGCUCGAGGCCGACUACAGCUUCGACGGCCAGCGCUUCGAGCGGGUCAGGCUCGCCGACGAGGGCUCCACGCACCCCGCUGGCAAGACCCAGGUGCACCACCUCGUCUCCGGCUCCGACGGCGCCUACGUCGCGCUCGGCAACGCCGGCGUGGCCGAGUUCAAGGGGGAGAACAAGACGGGGGUGUUCCAGGUGGAGGUGGCGCUGUCGGGCGAGGUCAGGUACCAGGCGCACUUCACCAAGUGCAAGUUCCAGGCCAAAUGCCCGCUCAAGCUGCAGCUCGCGCCGCCCGGCACGCCGGCCGUCGUCUUCGAGAAGGUCAAGUGCAAGCUCGCUCCGGCGUGCAGGUACUGCUAGUGAUUGGCACGAUUGGUGGCUAGUGAUUUCUGUCGGUAGAUUGGGAGGACCAACUGCAGGUAGAUUAGAUUGUCCCCAUCGGUAUGCACUUAUUUUCUUCUGAAGUUUUCUUGCGGGUAGAUCAGUCUUUCAGCAAAACACUUAAUUUAUGGAGUACUCAAACCUAACAUCUAACAGCAACUGCAAACAUUUCAAUCCUAUAUUCGACAAUGAAUCAUGGAUGUAGCACAUCAUAACAGCCAAAAAACUUCUGAGGAUCAUGUUUAUCUUGAUAAUCAUACUAAAAUGGCCGUAUGCAUCUCUACUUUGUGCAGAGGUCGGGGGAGUGAAAUUCUCCCCCAUUUUUAAUGGUGUCAGGCAGCUUCGGCUUUUCUGGCAUGCUCGCCGUCCCCCGCGUCGCCCCCCGCUAGGGCGGCUCGGGCGGAACCCUAACCCCCACCGCCGCCGGGCUCCACCAACCUCUUCCUUCCCUUCGCCGCCAUUGGAGGAGGUCGCCGGGCGAUGGCGGCGGAACAUGGCCGGUGGCAGCGGCGAUGUUCUGUCUGGAUCCCGAGGCGACGGCCCUGGAUGGUGGUGGCUGGUGAAGCUAGGGCUUCCCGCGGCGGCAUGGCGUGGUGCAGUCCCUUUCUAAGGCGGAUCUGUGACGGCGAUCUGAUCUAUGGAUUGGUUCGGAUCAGAGACGGUGACGAGCGCGCGGGAUCCAUCUCGGCGGCUCUCGCGGCUUGGCGAGGCGGGGUGGGAACCCUCCUCCUAGGCUCCAGUGGUGGCACACUCAGGCAGUGGCCGGUACGCCAGGGCUCCUACGGUGGCACUACUGUUGCGGUUGGUCGCCAAAUCUAGGCGGCUAGAUCUGAGUCUUUGAAGGCGGUCGAGACGGUGCACAGGUUGUCGGGUGGAUUACUUGGGACUGAUCCGGGUGAAAACCUGGUCUUUGGUCGAUGGCCGGAGCCGGUGAUGACGAUGCCCUUAUCAUCGUUUCCUUCAUGAAGGCAUCAUCGAGGUGAAGCUCCCAACUCCACUCAACACCUCCGGAGAAAACCCUAGAUCAGCUGAUCGGAUGUUGGCGGCAAUCAUGUGUUGUUACCUCCUUGGGGGCGGCAUUCUUGGAGGUGCACUCAGCCUCGCGGGACUAGCGGACGACUCUUUGGUGGAGCGGUGCUUCAUCCUACACAUUGAUGGCAACGGAUCUCGACGGCGUGGCGCAGUGCAGAUUCAGCGUUUGAUGUGGGAGGAUGGACUCGCGUGGGAUGUUGGCGUCGAUGGCAGAGAGACCUGGCAUGGUAGAUACAACAGUACAACUCUAAAGAUGGAUUGGUGGCAGGUGGCUGCGGCGGCCUCAUACCCGGUAGGCGUCCUGGUUGAGGAGUGCGCCGGACUGGUAGGUGCCC
Molecule: messenger RNA, 2146 nt
Organism: Triticum dicoccoides
Lineage: Eukaryota; Viridiplantae; Streptophyta; Magnoliopsida; Poales; Poaceae
Exons: 1
Coding region: 96-758 (220 amino acids)
Biological process (GO): defense response to other organism
Cellular component (GO): plasma membrane; plasmodesma
Source: RefSeq, a predicted model, not a curated record